AUGAGUGACAACAAUGAUUUAUUCAAAUGUAAAAAAAAUGAAGAUCACCAUGCCUCAAGAAAGAGCAAUAACAAUUGUGAAAUUUUUGAACACGUAAAGGAGCAACAUUCUCCAAAUACUUUCAAGAAGCAUCCACCCAUAUUUACUAAUGAAUCUGUUUUUAUUUCUCCCGAGUUGAAUGAUUUUUUUGAAUCAUGCCUCCCUAAUAUAGUAAAAGGAUGUCAAAGGGUCCUACUUUAUAGUACAUUGAAACAUGGCAUAUCACUUCGCACACUUCUUCGCAACAGUGCUAAACUUUCUGGUCCUGGUUUGCUGAUUGUUGGAGAUAAGCAAGGGGCUGUGUUUGGAGGGCUACUAAAUUGCCCUUUGAACCCUACUGCAAAGCGAAAAUACCAAGGGACAAAUCAAACUUUUGUAUUUACAACCAUAUAUAGUCAGCCAAGGUUGUUUCGGCCCACUGGCAUCAAUCGACACUAUUACUUAUGUUUGAAUGACUUGCUUGCACUUGGUGGUGGUGGUACCCCUGCUUUGUGCUUAGAUGACGAUUUGUUAUCCGGGACCAGUGGACCAUGUGAUACAUUUGGAAACAUGUGUUUGGCUCAUAGUUCAGAAUUUGAAUUGAAGAAUGUAGAGUUGUGGGGUUUCACAUAUACUUCCCGUUACCUGAUGCAACGUUGA
Cajanus cajan (pigeon pea) is the source of this 678-nucleotide messenger RNA. The record is from RefSeq and is a predicted model, not a curated record. NCBI's taxonomy places the organism in Eukaryota, Viridiplantae, Streptophyta, Magnoliopsida, Fabales, Fabaceae.